AUGUCAGGCAAGCGUCUGCUCGACGCCAUCCAAUUCCUCAAUGUGUCCAAAACGGUCGCAGCCAAACACCUGGCCAUCCGACAACGCCAGCUAGAUGUCUACACGCGCACAUCCUCCCUGACCAAGGGCAUCAAGGCCCAAACAGAAGGCCUGAUUUUGACCGCUCAAGCCGCCGCAGCAUUGGCACGCCGAUUUGACGAACCUUCGCCACCACCUUCGCCGAGCCCAGCAGACUUCGCCGACAAGUCAACAUCGGCCGAUAAGCCGCCCGCUAGCACUGCAACGUCGCCACCCCCGACCUCGCCCGCAAACUGCAACAUCCCGGCUUCGACGGCAACAUACAGCGGGAAUGAGAAACCAAGCGCUCUAGAUGUGAGCAAGCAGCAGGAUGUCUUCUAUGAGCCAUCGCUUCGGUCGGAGCCGGAUCUCUCGAGCCUGCCAAGAGUGAAGGUACCCAGGGUCGCGGGCGAAGCUCAAGUUGGUAGUGAUGGGUUGAAUGCGGAUGUUUUCCACUCGUCUGUUGAAGCGAGCAAACCUGCUCCGGUCGAGCAGGAGAUGUCCGAAGAGAUGCUCCAAGGUCUUUUCCACAGCCCGAGAGUGUCGCGCAUGAUCUCCGGAAAGCCGCCACCAAAAAGGGACUGGAAGCUGGCCGCGAAGCCUCGGCAGUCGGUCCAGGAUGUCGCUAAGCCCGUCUCUACGGUUACUCCAAAAUCCGAGGCACAGGAGAUGGAGGAGCUUGCGGCCAGCGUCGCCGAAGACGUGGUGCCCAGUGACAAGACCGUCAGCGAGGCCAAGGAGCCACAAGUGUACCAAAUGCUAGAGUCGCGUGUACCGUCCUCUCGACUGGGCAGAUUGUGGCAGUACGGUGGUCUGGCGACCUCGAUGGCAUUUGGCGCUGUCGGGGAAAGUUUCCGGCGAGCCACUGGCAGCCAAGACAAUGGCUCGAUUAUGUUCAGUGCUGGUAACAUGGAACGAAUGGUAGCCAAGCUGUCAAAAAUGCGCGGUGCAGCUCUCAAGCUGGGACAGAUGCUGAGCAUCCAAGACUCCAACAUGCUCCCCGAACCAAUUCAGCAAGUCCUCCAACGCGUGCAAGAUCGCGCUGACUACAUGCCCGCCUGGCAGCGCGACAAAGUCCUUACCGACAACCUCGGACCCAACUGGCGCGACCUCUACACCUCCUUCAACGAGAUCCCUAUGGCAGCAGCCUCGAUCGGCCAAGUGCACUCAGCCGUCCUAAAAAGCACCGGCCAACCCGUCGCUGUAAAAAUCCAAUACCCAGGCGUCGCCGACUCAAUCGACAGCGAUCUGAACAACCUCUCCAUUCUUCUAACAGCCUCCCGCCUCCUCCCAAAGGGUCUGUACCUUGACAAAACAAUCGCGAACGCGCGCACCGAACUAGCCUGGGAAUGCGACUACAUCCGUGAAGCCGAAGGCGCCAACCGCUUCCGCGAGCUCUUAGCCGACGACCCAGUCUUCAUCGUCCCGGAGAUAAUCGCCCAUGCCUCUGGCAAACAAGUCCUCACAAUGGAAAUGCUCGACGGCGUAGCCGUAACCAAAGUAACCGACUUCACGCAAGCCCAACGCGACUGGAUCGGCACACAAAUAAUGCGCCUCUGCCUCCGCGAGAUCGCCGAAUUCCACUACAUGCAGACGGACCCGAACUGGACAAACUUCCUAUACAACGCCUCAACGAACAAACUCGAACUCCUCGACUUCGGCGCAUCCCGCGCCUACCCCGAAGAAUUCAUCACAACCUACGUGCGCACACUAAUCGCCGCCUCCCGCAACGACCGCCAAACCUGCCACGACCUCUCCAUCGAGCUUGGAUACCUGACAGGAAUGGAAUCGCAGGCGAUGGUUGACGCGCAUGUGAGCUCGAUCACGACAAUCGCGGAGCCGUUCAUGCUUUCCUCGCCUGAUCUGUAUGACUUCAGUAACCAGACGAUCACGGACCGCGUGCGCGCGCUGAUUCCGGUUAUGAUUCGCGAACGGCUGGCGCCGCCGCCUGAGGAGACGUACUCGCUGCAUCGGAAGUUGAGCGGGGCUUUCUUGCUUUGUGCUAGACUUGGUAGCUCGGUGCCUUGUAAAGCUUUGUUUAUUGAGGCUAUUGAGGCCGCGCGGAAGAAGGGGUUGAAGAUCGAGUAG
This is a messenger RNA of Penicillium crustosum, 2145 nucleotides long. Its product is annotated as protein kinase COQ8. Gene Ontology annotation, biological process: ubiquinone biosynthetic process. The record is from RefSeq and is a predicted model, not a curated record. Lineage: Eukaryota; Fungi; Ascomycota; Eurotiomycetes; Eurotiales; Aspergillaceae. Gene Ontology annotation, cellular component: extrinsic component of mitochondrial inner membrane. The transcript has 3 exons. Gene Ontology annotation, molecular function: kinase activity. The coding region runs from base 1 to 2145 and encodes 714 amino acids.